This is a messenger RNA of Rhincodon typus (whale shark), 4658 nucleotides long. RefSeq names its product dystrobrevin beta. The record is from RefSeq and is a predicted model, not a curated record. Bases 97 to 1497 code for a protein of 466 amino acids. Gene Ontology annotation, cellular component: plasma membrane; synapse. Gene Ontology annotation, biological process: synaptic signaling. Lineage: Eukaryota; Metazoa; Chordata; Chondrichthyes; Orectolobiformes; Rhincodontidae. The transcript is spliced from 16 exons.
GGGAGGAAGACUGUGGGCAGGCAACGACAACAGCCUGGCUGUCGGUGCAGUGAUCUGAGCGUGGAAUGAGGAACCGGAGCCCUGCUGCUGUGCAGGAUGAUUGAGGAGUGUGGGAGAAGAGGAAAGACUAUGGCCGAGAAGAGGCAGCUAUUUAUGGAUAUGAGAGCCCAAAAUUACGAUGUAAUCAGGCUUUCGACUUAUCGGACAGCAUGCAAGCUGCGAUUUGUGCAAAAACGAUGCAAUCUCCAUCUUGUUGAUAUAUGGAACUUAAUUGAAGCCUUUCGGGACAAUGGCCUCAACUCCUUGGACCAUAGCACAGAAAUUAAUGUAUCUCGGUUAGAGACCAUCAUUUCAUCAAUCUACUACCAGCUGAAUAAACGCCUUCCAACCACCCAUCAAAUCAGCGUGGAACAGUCUAUCAGCCUGCUCCUCAACUUUGUUAUAGCAGCAUACGACAGUGAGGGUCAUGGGAAGUUGACGGUAUUCUCAGUCAAAGCUAUGCUGGCGACAAUGUGUGGAGGAAAGAUCCUGGACAAACUACGGUAUACUUUCUCACAGAUAUCAGAUUCCAAUGGAAUAAUGAUGUAUAUAAAGUUUGACCAGUUUCUCCGAGAGGUGUUAAAGUUGCCCACGGCCGUGUUUGAGGGACCAUCGUUUGGUUACACGGAGCACUCAGUACGGACCUGCUUCCCACAACAGAAAUCACCGGCAAAGAAGUUGGGCCACGCAAUUAGCAAGUCCCUUGGAUGUGUUCCAAGUCGAGAACCACCUCAUCCUAUUUACCCGGAGAUGCCAGAGAAACCUCUCGAUUUGGCCCAUAUAGUCCCCCAACAACGAUCUUUGCCAAACAUGAAUGAUACAGUGGUGUCCCACUCAGUUUUGUCCUCUGGAGCACCUACUCCAACUAAAAGGUUACAGUACGGCAUGGAAACGGCCAAUCAGCUCGCUGAUGAGCACGAUCUGAUAGCAGUCUAUGUGAGCCGACUGCAGAAUGACACACGUGUCUUGGACAGUCCGAGCAGGCUGGAUGAAGAACACAGGCUGAUUGCUAGGUAUGCUGCCAGACUCGCUGCAGAAGCUGGAAACACACAGCGUUCAACAUCUGAAGUGGCUUUCAACUUUGAUGCCAACAAGCAGCAGCGGCAGUUAAUUGCAGAACUGGAAAAUAAAAACAGGCAAAGAAAAGACGAGCUGGAGCAGCGGAUGUCAGCCUUACAGGAGAGUCGUCGUGAGCUGAUGGUGCAGCUUGAAGGACUAAUGAAGCUGCUGAAGGCUCAAGCAGCUGGCUCUCCUCGUUCAUCGCCCAGCCAUAGUGCCAGUCGUCCCAUGCCAAUGCCAGUCAGGUCAACGUCUGCUUGUUCCACACCAACGCAUGGUCCUCAAGACUCUCUAUCCGGAGUUGGAGGGGAUGUGCAGGAAGCGUUUGCACAGGCAGACGAAGGGUGUGAGGAUGAGGAAGAAGCAGGGAAACUGCAGAAUGGAAAAGAAAGGAGUUAAAGCGGAAUAUGGAAGGUGUAAAAUAACUCAAGCACAGUGAUUAUACAAAGAAACCAAUCAUACUUGACUUUGUUCAUCCAUUUGAACCAUCCUUCUUUCAGCUGAAGACACCACUAUGUGAAUGUAAAAGACAACAAAAACUGAAACAGCCUUUUUCUGAAAAAUAAAUAUUUUUGCUGUGCUCAUUGAAGGGCUUAGGCACAGUAACACACUCAUACUUAUUUCUUGACUCAUGCAUGCUUUAUUUUCCAUCUUGAGCCAAUUCUUCCUGUUUUCAUUAUUACAAAUUUGUUGUAAGACUUGUGAUUUUUUUUGUUAUGUAUAAAGAUGAAAGCCUUGCCAACAAACUGUUGGCACCUUAAGUAAAUUAACUGAAACCGUGGGAUGACAUUGCAGUUUUGCUGCUAUAUUUUUCAUAUCUGUCCUCUGACAAUUUAUACUUUGAAUUUGCCCUUUAACGCUUGGUGUGCGAGAUGGGUAAUUUUUAUUUUAAUUUGAAAAUGGUUGAGGACAUAUAUUAAGGGAACUGUUUUCACCAUAACCCAAGCCAACUGGCAAUGUUAAUUUCCUCAGUAGUGUUGCCCUUUCCAUCUCAUAAUUUUGAAAUUUUGAAUUCAAAUUCAUUUAUAUGAAAAAGCAUCUUCCAUUCAUGGCUUACUUCAUCACUUGCUGAAGGUCAGUCCUCAGCCUGAACAUUCUGGAAUUCAGUUGUUUCUGUGCUCAGAGACUGAGAAUGGAGGAUACAGAGAAUACAAAAAUCCUAAAAUUGUCCAUUGUUCAGGACGAAUUCUUUGUAAUUGUGUAAACUAAAUAGAGUGAAUUGGACCUUUAGCCAGGUAAAAUUAAAACUCAAAUUACAUCUGGAACAGAACAGUUACUAAAAUGUGGUAAAACAUUCAAAGGUUGUGUUAUGCAGCAAGCAUGGUGAAAGAAAACCUGAAAAUAGAUUGCAAAUUAUGAAAUUCUCUUGAAGAUUACAAACAAAUGUGAAAAUUCCACUUGGAACAUCCAGUCCACUCCCAUAGACAGUGUAUGAUCCUCUUUAUAAAUACUCUGAAAACCUACUAUAAUCCAUAAAAACCUAAGAAUUAAGAACAGAGGACUUGGUUGGUCAGUCAGUAUGAUCAUGGCUGAUCUCAGAUUUGAGCUCCAUUUUCCUGCUCUCUGCCCAUAUCCCUUGCAUUCCGGAAAAACCAAAAACCUGUCGAGCCAGCCUUAAGUAUCCACAACCAACAAAGGUAGAACAUUUCAAAGAUUCACCAACCUUUUCCAUAAGAAAUUUCUCCUCAUAUCAGUCUGAAAUGAACUGCCCCUUAUCCUGAAACAGUGCCCCCUAGUUCUAUGCUCCCAGGCAAGGAAACACUAUUUCAGUAUCUACCUAUCAAGCUCUUUAAUAAUCUUGAAUGUUACAAUGAGAUCAACUCUUACUCUUCUAAAAUCCAGAGAAUAUAUGUAGAAUUUACUCAGCCACUCAGUUUAAGACAAAUCAUUCAUUCCAGGGACCAAAAUUUCCUGCACUGUCUCCAUUGUAAAUAUAUCCAUCUUUAAAUAAGGAAACCAAAAUUGCAACAGUAUUUCAGGUGUCGUGUCCCCAAAACGCUGCACAGUUUAUUCUUGUCCUCCCAAACUCUUACAUUAAAGGUCAACAUGCUGUUUGCUUGCUGUAUUCCCAUGUGAAAUGGGUUCCUUAUACAAGUGUAUCCAUUUCUCUAGACAUCGAUGUUUAUAAAUUUCAUACAUGUUUUAAAAAAUAGUUGCAUUUCCAGUCUUCUGGCAUAACUGCAUAAGUUCACAUUUCCUCACAUUAUACUCCAUUGGCCAUUUUAUUGCCCACUCACUUAACCUGUCUAUAUCCAUUUGCCACCCCAUUGUGUCCUCCUCAUAACCUAUGUUCUCACCUAGCUCUGUACUAUUAACCAACCUGGAUACACAACUUUGUCUCCUUGUCUAUGUCAUUGAUGUAAAGUGUACAUAACUGAGACCCUAGCAAUCCAGUAGUCAACUUGAAAAUGCCACAUUUAUCCCGCUCUUUGUUUCAAUUUCUUAAAACUGACUUGACCCUUUUUUUAAAAAUCAUAUUGUGCUUUCUAAAUACAUUGUUAAGACUUCCCAAUAAUAGAUUCCAGCGCUUUUCCAGUGAUUGAUGACAAGGAGCUCCCUGUUUUCGCGCUCCCUCCUUUCCUCAAACUUAAUGUCACAUUUGCUAUUUACAAUCUACUGGAAACAUUCUGGAAUCAAGGGGAAUUUUGAAAAUCACUGCCAAUACAUCAACUAUCACUACAGCUCUCUGUUUUAGAUCAUGUUGCAGUUUUGCCUCAAAUAUCCAAUCAGAUAGUUGAAUUUCUUGAUUUUCCCAUUCUGAUUUUACCUGUGCUACCUCUCCAUCAUGAUUCCUGACUGCAAUUUGCCUCUGUGUCUUUCUUCAAUGUCCAGUUGUGGAUGAAUACCAAUUUGAACACAAACAUAAAGGCUAUCAUUCACUAUUUACCAUCCAUUCCGUCCCAUUCCUAGCCAUUUUUUCAGAGUAAACCCUGAACCAACAUUUCAAUUCAUAUGCUCUCCAUCACAAAUCACCUGCUUGUUCCCUUCCUGAGCCCAUUUGCUACUUUAAUCCUUGCUCAUGCCUUUGCCUCCUCCAGACUUUAAUGUGCAAACUUCCCCCGGCCAGCCUUCCAGCUUGUGUCCUCUGUGAACCUCAGCUGUUUCAAAAUUCUGUUUUCCAAAUUCCAUUUCACCCAACUAUCCCUAUUCUUGUUAACCUAUUGACUUGUAGUGGUCAGUGUACCAAAUGUGAUUAAUUUAAAUUUUCCUCUUUAAAUUCCUCCAUUUUCUCUCAACUCCCUAUAACUGUCGUGUCCUUCUAACCUCACUCCACUAGCUCCCAUACCCUGAGAACUCUCUUCUGACUCUGCCAUUUUAUGAAUCUUUCCCUCUAUUAAGUCCAUUGUUGAGGGACUUUCCUUAAAUCAUCAAGGCCCAUGCUUUGAAAUUCCCUUCCUAUAACUUCCUUUAAGAUUACGUUAAAGCCCAAUGCUGUGACCAAGCUUUUAGGCAUGUCAUCUUCAUACCAUAUUUUCUGUAUUUUCUUGUCCAAUUAAGAAUUAAAAGUCUAACGAUGGCCAUGAAACCAUUGUUGAUUGUGUGGGGGGGAAAGACCCAUC